AUGGUGGCCCAACUGGCAAAAACAUUACUGUAUACUCAAAGAAUGGACAAAGAUGUGAGAGUUGACCUUAGUAUCCCCUUAGACCAUGAUCCUGAACCACCAGACCCAGAAAUUCAUUACCUCAAGAUAUUCUACAUUUCUUCAUUUCUCUACACUGUCAAUUACGUCUGGUAUUUAUACACAGAACUGAGGAUGAAACACAACCAGAGUGGGCAAAGCACAUCUCUACUGGUGAUAGAUUAUACUUGUCAAGUUGGUCAGAUGGCCAUCAUUAUGUCAAGCCUGAUACCUCUCUUAUUGAUGAUACCUGUUUUCUGUCUGGGCAAUACCAGUGAAUGUUUCCGUAACUUCAGCCAGAAUCACAGGUGUAUCCUGAUGCUUUCACCACCAUCAGCCAUGGCUGAACUCCUGCCUUCUCCCAACACAUCUGUGUGUAAUAUACUUUAUUUUUAUGGGAUCACCAUUUUCCUGGUCAGCUUUCUACUAAGCCUCCUUACCAUUGUGGUCGUACUCAUUCGAGCACAGAUACUGUAUAAGAGGUUCAUAAAAUCAACUGGCUUACUGGGAAGUGAACAAUGGGCAGUGAUUCACGUUAUGGAGCAGCGAGUGCGUUUCUACCCAGUGGCUUUCUUUUGCUGCUGGGGACCAGCUGUCAUUCUGGUGAUUAUAAAGGUGACCAGACCACAAGAUACCAAGCUUCACAUGGUUCUCUAUGUUUUCCAGGCUCUAACAGCAGCAUCCCAGGGCCUGCUCAACUGUGGAGUGUAUGGCUGGACACAGCACAAGUUCCACCAUCUAAAGCAAGAGGCUCGACGUGAUGCAGACACCCAGACACCAUUAUUAUGCUCACAGAAGAGAUUCUAUAGCAGAGGGCCAGGCCCAUCAGAGUCUACCCUUGCUUGUGCUACCAGCACCUCUGCUAUUCUUUGA
Messenger RNA from Chrysochloris asiatica (Cape golden mole), 930 nucleotides. It is a transcript of the gene TMEM116, whose product is annotated as transmembrane protein 116. NCBI's taxonomy places the organism in Eukaryota, Metazoa, Chordata, Mammalia, Afrosoricida, Chrysochloridae. Gene Ontology annotation, cellular component: plasma membrane. The record is from RefSeq and is a predicted model, not a curated record. Gene Ontology annotation, biological process: adenylate cyclase-activating G protein-coupled receptor signaling pathway. The transcript has 9 exons. The coding region runs from base 1 to 930 and encodes 309 amino acids. Gene Ontology annotation, molecular function: G protein-coupled receptor activity.